Molecule: messenger RNA, 1029 nt
Organism: Cherax quadricarinatus
Lineage: Eukaryota; Metazoa; Arthropoda; Malacostraca; Decapoda; Parastacidae
Source: RefSeq, a predicted model, not a curated record
UGAAAACCAAACACCUGGCUUCUAGCACCGCCGCCGACAGUGGGUAUAUAAUUUCCACUGACGCAGCAAGAGCUAUACUCACGGAGUUAUUAAGAAAUGGUUAACAUGAGCUACGCUUUGAGUAUAAUUGUGCUGUCGUUGGUGAUGGCGUCAGUAAACGCCUCCCUCAUCUUCGACGCCGCCGAGGUGAAGGCAACCCCUGGGGAAUCGCUUACUCUCUCUUGCGGUGUCAAGCAAGAAUUCAGUUUCUGUAUCUGGGACCAUGAGAAUGGCAGGAGUUUCCAGGCCACGGCUGUCCACAAAGGCGUUCAUCCAGGGAUGAGAGCGCCUGAGGACCUAACAGACAAUCAGUGCGGUAUCGUUAUAGACUCUGUAAGCAUUGAGGACUCUGGAGAGUGGACGUGCAGAGUGUUCCUUGCUGACGGCCGUGAAUUACGUGGUAUCAAGACACUCGCAGCAUGUCACUCCCCCUUCGUAAUUGUUGGCAACGAGUGCUUAUACUUCCACGAGGGUUAUAUGAACUGGAAUGAUGCCAAAGACUACUGCAGGAGCCUGAGCAGUUCAGAAUACAACUCAGAUCUGGCAACAGUGGACAGCUGUGAGCAACUUGGUGAUAUUCAUCAACACAUCCUCUUGGAAUAUAGCCCACUGUGGCACUGGAUAGGUGGCACUGAUUCAUAUGAAGAAAGCGACUGGCACUGGUUAACCGGUGAUACUGUACCUGUGAGUACCCCAUUCUGGUAUCCUGGACACCCUCUGCUUAAUACAACUCUGAACUGCUUGGCCCUGCAGCAAUACACAGGGUAUUUUUUUGAUUACAGUUGCACUUCUCACGGACCCUUCAUCUGCGAGGAAUUUUCCGUCGCUACCUGAAAUAAAUAAUGGAGACAUUGUAAAUUAUUAGCCAAUUAAAACAGGAUAAUAAAGAUUGAAGUAUAUUCUCACAUAUAUGCAUUAAUGCACUAAUUGCUUCUUUCAAAACAUUACUGUUUCAAUCUAUUUAUGGGAAUAAAUAUAUAUAAAACUGCA